AUGCCUCCUUCGAAGCCGCGAGUGAUCUACUGGUUCCGCACUGACUUGCGCCUCCACGAUUCACCUGCAUUGGCAGCUGCCUUAGAUCUAGAUCCAGAGGUGUUCUAUCCAAUCUGGACUUGGGAUCCGCAUUAUGUGUAUCGGGCGCGGGUUGGCGCAAAUCGAUGGCAGUUCUUGACGGAUUGUCAACGCGAUCUCUCCUCCUCCCUGACCAAGCUCAAUCCCAAACAAAAGCUGCAUCUCAUUCGUGAAGCUCCGCAAACAGUCUUUCCCAAACUCUUCAAAUUAUGGAGGAUCACACACCUCGUUUUCGAAAAAGAUACCGACGCAUACGCGCGCGAUCGCGACAGAGGAGUGAUGAAACUGGCAGAGGAUGCAGGGGUCGAGGUGAUCGUCAAGAUGGGGCGUACGCUUUAUGACCCAGAUGAGCUGGUGAAGCACAACGGAGGAAGACCUACAAUGAGCAUGGCCCAGACACAAAAGGCAGCAGCAGCAUUAGGAGACCCGGCGAAACCAAUACCUCCUCCAACAUGCCUCCCAGACCCAGGCGAUACGGACCUGUCUUCCAUAGACCACCAAAGGCCCGACCCAAAUCCCGACCUCAACGCCGCUCACCGUGACCUCUCCAAUAAGGAAAGCCAGUACACAUCCAUAAUGGGUCCCAACAAAGACUUCUCCAUCCCGACCCUGCAAGAAAUGGGCAUCUCUGGCGCCACCACCCCCAAUCGCGGCGGCGAAACCAUCGCCCUUCGUACCCUCGACACCAUAAUCUCCAAUUCCGACUACACAGGGCUCUUCGAAAAACCCAAAACCGCGCCCACAGCCUUCUCCCCCCAAUCCACCACCCUGCUCAGCCCACACCACCACUUUGGCAGCCUCAGCAUCCGCCUGUUCUACUGGCGCGUGCAAGAAAUCUACCAGAAGCGCAAACGGGCCAAAAAGCCCAACAGCUCCAUCCCGGAAAACCUGCACGGCCAGUUACUAUUCAGGGACAUGUAUUUCGGCGCCCAAGCCGCCAUCGGUGCGCCCUUCGCCCAGGAAGUCGGCAAUCCGAUCUGCAAAUUCGUGGACUGGCAUCUUCGGUCCAACCUCAACGAAAACAACCUCCUGGCAGGCGAUUACAUCGUCGACAAUUCGCAAGCAGAGUUAUAUUUCCGGCGCUGGAAGUUCGGCGUCACCGGCUUCCCCUGGAUCGACGCGCUGAUGCGGCAGCUGCGGUUGGAGGGCUGGAUCCACCAUCUCGGUCGCCAUGCCGUCGCCUGCUUCCUCACGCGCGGCGGAUGCUACGUCCACUGGGAGCGUGGCGCCGAGGUCUUUGAGGAGUGGCUGAUCGAUCAUGAAGUUGCCUGCAACAGCGGGAACUGGAUGUGGCUGAGCUGUACGGCUUUCUUUUCCCAGUUUUUUCGCGUCUACAGCCCGGUGGCGUUUCCGAAGAAAAGUGAUCCUGCCGGUGCGUUUGUGAGGCAUUUUGUCCCGGAGCUUAAGAACUUCGAUCAAAAAUAUAUCUAUGAGCCGUGGAGGGCGCCUAUUGCUGAUCAGAGGAAAUGGGGGUGUCUUGUCCAAGGGGAUGGGAGUGCAACGCAGACGCAUGAGAGGGAGGAUGGGUUGCAGGUCUAUCCGAAACCGAUGUUUGAUUUUGACGAGAGGAGGAAGUUCUGUAUCGAGAAGAUGAAGCUGGCUUAUCAUGUUGGCAUGCAGGGGGAUGAUCCGAGGGUGUUGGAUGGGUCCUGGAAGGAGGUUUUUGGGUAUAAGAUUGAGAGAAAGGGGGAGGUGAGGGAUGAGACGAACGGGGUGGUGUUGGCGGAUGGUAGGAACCAGGAGGAUGAUGAGGAUGGAUAUGGGGAUGAGGCCGGGGGGAGGAAGAAGAAGAAACGGGUCAAAAUCGCUGCCGAUCCGGGACGGGAAGGGGAUAAUGAUAGGGUAAAGAACGGCAAGCACGCAACUGCGGAAAACGACAAGAAGAAGACGCUGCCAAAGCCGCCUGCCAAAGGUGGAAAGGGCCCGAAAAGGGAACAGGCAACGCUGGAGAUGAUGGUUGGGACGGGUAGAAAGAAGACCAAGAGAUGA
Messenger RNA from Endocarpon pusillum Z07020, 2067 nucleotides. RefSeq lists its product as uncharacterized. The transcript is spliced from 2 exons. Gene Ontology annotation, molecular function: FAD binding; DNA binding. The coding region runs from base 1 to 2067 and encodes 688 amino acids. The record is from RefSeq and is a predicted model, not a curated record. NCBI's taxonomy places the organism in Eukaryota, Fungi, Ascomycota, Eurotiomycetes, Verrucariales, Verrucariaceae. Gene Ontology annotation, cellular component: cytoplasm; nucleus. Gene Ontology annotation, biological process: entrainment of circadian clock by photoperiod; circadian regulation of gene expression.